AUGCAAAUGAUGCAAUGCAGUCUGCAAUCGACGAAAACAACCGCGGGCGCGCACCUCCAUUUGAUUCAGUCUUCAGUACCAGUGUCGUCGUUUAGGGACGAAUGCGCCGGAAAUGCAAUCGAUUCCAGAUGGGUUUCAAGCGUGGCAUGAAGGCAGGGAGACAUUUACUGGUGCUGGCCAACCAGAUCAAGCUUAGAUGUGCUAAUAAUUUUUUUCCCUUUGUCAUUGCAACGGGGAUGUCGAUUGCAGUGGUCCAUGGAAGGGAUAGUAGCGUAGUCGGCCAAUUAACAUCGUUGACCGGUCAAACCAUAAUGUCAGAAACGGCUUUAGCUGGAGCUCUGUUGAACGUUCGACAGCCCCUCGAACUCGACUUGAAGCUCAGUGAACCACGAAUAAGUUCAAACAUCCACAUUGCUCGAACAAUACAAAGAUUAAUUGAUAUUGAUCUGCCCGACUCAGCGGACCGCGAACGAAGCAGUGGUGCACUGUUCUUGAAGAAGCAUAUCAAGUUGCACUCUUCAAGUUCUAACUGGCUUACCGAUGCUGCAUAUUUGAACCAUGGCUUCGUUCCAUCGUCUCUAAGUCCGUCUGAGUCAGGCUGGGGUCGAUCGGUCGGUACUAAAGUUCUGGAGCGGUCAAACUAUGUCUAUUCGCGCUGGGUGCAAGACGCGACACCCAAAAGUUUUUGA
Molecule: messenger RNA, 689 nt
Organism: Suillus fuscotomentosus
Lineage: Eukaryota; Fungi; Basidiomycota; Agaricomycetes; Boletales; Suillaceae
Exons: 6
Coding region: 102-689 (195 amino acids)
Source: RefSeq, a predicted model, not a curated record